AUGGAGAACAUUGACUGGAAGAUUUUGGAGUCCGCUUGUUUAAUAGAAGAUUUAAAAAAACUUUUCGGAAAGAUUUUUGGAAAUAAUUUCCUCCAAGAAUUUGAAAACUUUACGAAAAAAUCCACUAAUUUAUUAGAAAAUUAUGAUGAGGCUAAUUUUUUUAAUCCUUACGUCGUUAGGCACCAGGCAUUAAAUAAUAAAAUUGAAUUAGUUGAACUACUCCAAAUUCUCCUCCAUAUUAGUAAAUAUCGUGGCUACAAGGAGUUUUAUCUUGACAGCACCCUUGAAGAAAAAGAUGAAGAGACUAAAAAAGCCUACGCAGCGGUUGGAGAAGUAAAAAAAAUAUUUCAGGAAAAUAAUUAUCGUUCCGUGGCAGAAAUGGUAAUUAAAAAUGAAAAAUUUCGUCAUUCUCAACACAAAAAUCUUCUCUCGGCUCAUAACCACAAUCCAAAUAAGGAUUAUGAAAAUAAAGAGGAAGUUAAGAAGAAUCAUAAGCAUUUUAUCUUUCCACGAGAAAAAUUAGAAGAAGAAGUUAGAAAAAUUUUAAUUGAACAAAGUAAACAUUAUCCACAAUUACCUAAAAUUCUUGAAAAAAGUUUGGAAAUUGGCAGAAUAAGAGAAACUAGAACCGAUAUUGAAGAAAUAAUUUUUCGGCAAAGAGACUUUGAGGAUGGACCAACUAAACUUGAACCAAAAAAAGAAAAAGAAUUAGGAGGAUUAGAAAAAGUACAAGUAGUUCAUCAGCAAGUUUUUGAAUGGUUAAUUUCUUCCUCCGGUUAUCAACCUAAAAUUCUGAGCCGAGAGGAAAAAGAGAGUGGCAAAAAAAGAGAAACUUUCCGAAAACAACUCGAAGAACUUCUUAACAAAUUAGUAGGGAAAGGAAAUUAUAGUUUUCCCAAAGGAGUUGAAUUUAAAACCGGGUUCUUGGAUUAUCUAAAAGAAAAUAGUUACCAAAAAACAAUUUUCUACCAAAUCGGUCAGAUAAUUUUUGAAAAUGUUUCUCCGUGGAGAAGAAAAAGUAAAUUAGAUAUUCUAGCCAAAAAGUAUGGUCUCGAACCUUUUCAGGUUUGCUUGACUAAAUUGGAAAAGUAUGAUAAGGAAAGGCCACCGGCUUCGGUUUCUUUUCUUUACAUGAUUGAAGCGAUUAAGGCUUUUUUAGAUGGUAAAAAGUAUGUGAGAAAUCCAGUAGUGUUUCGUAGUUUUAACCAAACCCGCAAAAUUCUCAAAAACCUCUUUUUAAAUUAUCCACAAGGAUUUGCCACUAUUAAUAUUGAGACUGGUCGGGAUUUGUGGAAUUCGGAAGAAGAGAGAAAUAAAAUUGAAAGAAAGAACCAAGACCAAGCCAAGGAAAAAAAAGACAUUGUUGAAAAAUUAAGAGGUAAAAAGAAUAUUCCUAUUAACGAGACCAAUAUUAAAAAAUAUCGUUUAUGGGAGGACCAAAAUGAGAAACUUUGA
Messenger RNA from Ambispora leptoticha, 1455 nucleotides. The record is from the annotation of a GenBank genome assembly. Lineage: Eukaryota; Fungi; Glomeromycota; Glomeromycetes; Archaeosporales; Ambisporaceae.